Acanthaster planci (crown-of-thorns starfish) is the source of this 8407-nucleotide messenger RNA. RefSeq lists its product as uncharacterized. Gene Ontology annotation, biological process: regulation of cell cycle phase transition; positive regulation of nuclear cell cycle DNA replication. Gene Ontology annotation, cellular component: Dbf4-dependent protein kinase complex. The record is from RefSeq and is a predicted model, not a curated record. Lineage: Eukaryota; Metazoa; Echinodermata; Asteroidea; Valvatida; Acanthasteridae. Gene Ontology annotation, molecular function: protein serine/threonine kinase activator activity; zinc ion binding; nucleic acid binding.
GACGGUCUUUACCCUUCCAAUAUGCGCUAUGCAAAGGCGUGCAACGUAGACGUAGCCGUAGCUCAAAAACCCGUUUCACUUACGACCUUAGUCGGUUUGUGGACUCAGUAAUUGUUAUUGGAUAUUCAGGUUUAGUCUGGUAACCGGUGAGAGUUCACGCGUGCUGAACGACAUAAGAUGGCGGCUGCUCGUAAUUUGCGUUAGUACUGCAAAACAAAAACAUGUAGGGGCCUACAGUACUUUACGUGUGAGUGUGCUUCUUUUGAAUACAGUAUCCGCAAGUUCUUUGAUGCAGCAAUACAAUUACAAGCCAGAUGAGCAAAGAAAGAUCUCAUGAUGUCAUCAUCCAAGCAGAAAAGACGGCCUGGAUUAGCCAGACAGGAUUUAAAGAGAAAAGAGCACAGUGUGAGAGUUACCAGCAAGAGUGCUCAUGGAGCAUCUUACAGGUCUAGACCACUGCAAGGCAAGUCAUUCUACCUGGAUGUCCGUAGACAAGUUGCUAGACUCAAGAAGGAUCUAGAGGAUCUGGGUGGAGUGGUAGAAACUUUUUUGAGUAAAGAUGUUAGCUAUGUUGUGUCCGAUCGGCCUGAAGUGGGACUGGAAUCUUCUAAGAAUGCAGUUUCAUUGCACUCUGGAGCGAGCCCUGCUGUGUCUACACCGAGUCCUUUCAAUCAAAGCAAAGACUCAGCAAGUGGAGCUACAGACUCUGGAGGAAGGGAAGGCAUGGUGACACGAGGAAAGGCUAUUGUUAAGAAAGCAACCAUAUCUCAGACAUAUGGAACCAGCAAUGUGUUGGCCAAUGCGCGCAACUGGGGUGUCACCAUUCACUUCAUUGACACUGUCCUGAAGUAUAUUCACAAGGAGAAACAAAAAAUAAAAGAUGCUGGGGUCACCUUACCACAGACACAGUCUCAAAUGGUGAAAGAUAAAGUGCACACGUCCAAAGAGAGGAAGUUAUCUAAACCAUCUCUGAAGGUCGAGGAUGCUUCAGGUCACUAUCGGCCAUCCACCAAAGAGAUGACAUCCUGGCCCAGGGUGACCUUUGAUGGGCAUGCUGGCAGCUGUCCAUUUGAUGAAGUAGUCCAUAAGGACAAAACAAACAAGGGAACCAUGAAUGCACAUGGACCGGGAACCCAAGCAAGAGCUGAUCAGACGAGGAGAGAGAAGGGUCGAGUGGGUACUCCCAGAUUUGAUAUCAGGAAGCACAUCCAGCCGGUUCAUACUCCAGGCAGACAGCAAGAUGUAGGUGUCAAGGACAACAGGAAGGGUUACUGUGAGUGCUGUCGCACCAAGUAUUUGGAUUUAGAAAAGCAUCUUGCUGGGGAGCAACACAGGAGUUUCGUUCAUGAGAACAAUCAUUAUGUAAACCUGGACACCAUGAUUGAUGAGGGACCUAACAUUGAGCAGUUUCUAAAUGAUGUUAUACAACAUCAUGAAUGGCAGAGAAUAGAAGGAAUUCGGAGUAUGGAAAUCAAUGAUGAGGUUAGGCUGAUUUCAUCACCGAGUGAUGCUGAUAAGACGGAACAGUGUCUAGCACAAGUGAGCAGACUCAGUGAACAAACAGGACGAACACAUGAUACGCUUCUAUUGACAUCAGUAGCAAAACCUUCAAGCUCUGGAAACACUCAGGGAAAGCCAGUGAGGGUUACCAUGUCUACUGCACAUCUUGAACUCACCCUCAGUAGAGAUCAGCCUGCCUCUUGUAUGGUGUCUCCACAGAAAAGGUUGCAAGCUCAUGUGGCUGUAAGUGGCACUGCUGAAAUUGAUGAUACAUGUCGUGAUAGGAUAACACCUAUUCCGGCUACCACAUUGCUUAAUAGGCAUAGUAGCCAAGAUAAUCAACAAAGUGACACUGGCUAUGACAUGGCAAACAGUGACCAAAGGUUAAGAAAGAAAUUACACGCAGGAAGCUCUAAGGAUUGUCAGAAUUCCCCCUUGACACGCUCCAGCAGACAGAGGGGACAAAGUCAGAUGACUUCAUCUUCACCACAUGGGAGAAAUCCACAGGUAACUUCACCAAAGCAAUGCAAGGUCAGUCAGUUAUCGUGUCAGUCUGUGGAUGAAACCUUAGACAGAGGAGAACCAGGCUUGUCAACUUCCCCAGAGCCUGCAAGAGCUGCAAGGAGGCAGUCUUCAAGGCUGUCACUGUCUGCAAGGAGGAGGCAGUCACAAAGGCGUGUAACUACUCCAGCUGAAGAGAGACCAGCUGAACGAGAAUCUCCAGUGGUGCCGGUUAAACACAGUAGAGUAGCAGGGAGUGUCGAAGAAUUACAGAACACACCUAAGGGUGCAGGAAAAAAAGAACGGUCUCUCCGUUUGUCACUUACUGCAAGGAAGCGACUUCUGAAGAGAAAAGCCUUGGAGCAUUUACCAGAAGCUCCUGAUAAACCCAGCAAGUCUUGUGAACAAACGGCCAUUAGUAUAAAACAUUCUCUUCCUAUUCAAAAUCAGAAAACCACUACAGGUUCUCAGGACAGACAAAACACUGGUACAGAGAAAGCUGAAAGAAGUCCAUUAACAAGCUCUCCUAAGACACAGCAACAGAGAGGAACCCAUCAUGAAAGCAGUUUUGCAUCAAGAUCCUUGAAAAGGAAGCAAAAAUCAAGUGAUGAAGACAAUGGGAAAAGCAAAAGGCUAAAACACCAAAAGGAAGAGAACUGCAAAGCCAUUGGAGCGAAAGUUCUUUUGGAGAAAAACCCUGCCUCUGGGAAGGGGCCUUUUGAGUUGAGGACUGAUCAGGAUCCUGUGAAAGGAGACAGACCACAGCCAUCUGCCCAAAUUAGUGGUGAUCCUUCAUUACAGCAUCCAAACUUAGAGUCCAUUUUUAACAGUGAUCCGAAUGUGGUAGAGUCAAGCUUCCUAGGUUUUGCAAGUGAUGAUAUUACUGAAACAGAACAACGUCUGCAGCAGCUGAGUGCUUCAUCAAUGUACUACACCAGUAAACUUCAGGAAGCAGCCCUCAAUGUUUGUUGUAUACCUUCCUCAGAGCUGAACUUACCAGAAGAUGAUGAUUCUGUCAAUGACUCAUCAGGCAGUGAAAUGCAGGAGGUUGUGGUUGGAAUGGCUCUUAGAAAUCUUGCAAACUUUCCAUCUGAUGGUUCGGAUUGGGAAGCUAAAGUAGGUGGAUUCAUGUCAGUCAGACUCGAUGAGGCUGUGCAGCUCAAGAAAAGAGAAUCAGUUUUGUCACAAGUGUGCCUGUCAGAAAAGGAGAAUAUAAAGGAGAACAGCUUCCAACAGAUAUUGCAGAGUGCUGGCAAACUUGUCUCGCUGGAUGGGGGAGAACAACCAGACAUGACAGAACAAUUGGAGCUGUCUCCAAAAUCAACACCAAUCAUGAUUAGAUCAGUAACUUCAAACGAUAAGUCCAGGCCAAAGGAUGCCGAGAACAGAGCAUUGUCAGCAGAUUCCAAAGUUCUCCGUCCGAGACGGGCACUAAACUAUGGUUCAAGUGAUGUUCAUGUAGGAAGGUCUAAGAGGCAGAAGGCAAGGUUGUUAAAUCAGACCAGCAGACCUCCGUCACCCAAUUCUGUUAGUGAUCACCUUAGAGCUGCUUCGUCAAAUUCAGGUUUACCACCUUCACCAAUGAGGUCUCAGAUGCUUGCGUGUAGCACUCCCAAAAGGUCAAAGAAGACUAAUCACAAGUACAAACUUGUGUUUUCACCCGAAACACCAAAGGAGGAAAGGGAACUGAUCCUGGAACAUUAUGUACACGAUGUCACUGAAGAAGAAAUUGAUUUCCCCAAAUUUUCAAGUCCUCGCCAGUCAAAUGUUGUAGUUUCUCCCAUUAAAAAAUUUGCCAAGACAACCCCCAGGAAGACUAAUUGUCUGUCUCCGUACAGAUUGAAGGCCCCACCAUUACUAACAGAUCUACCCCAAUGUGGAUCCCCAAGGAAAUCCCUCUUUCCCAGGAGGAGACAUUCUACAUCUUCUGUGCCAGGAAAAGUCUUCCAUUUUCUCUUGAAUCCACCGGGCUCCCCAAGGAAGAGGGAUCCCUCCCCUCCACUUCCUUCAUCACCUCUCAAACAAAGUUCAGCACACCCUAUUCACUCCCUUUCUAACCAGCCAGCAGAAUCACCACAUCAGAUCACCUACAUCCCAACCAAUGAGCUCAACAAAGUGUCCCCUGUCUUUUGCACUAGCUCAAAACCAAACUUCUCUUCACACAUCCUUCAUCCUGGGAGUAAAACAAGGCGCAGUGACAGGCUAAGACGGCCAAGUUUGGGUCAGUCUUCAGGUGGUCACACGUUGUCCCAUCGACCUGCCAAGACAUGGUCUCUUUGUGUAUCCUUUGAUAAUGAUAUUUGCUGCACUGAUGAUGUAUAUGAAUUUGAUGACAGUAAAGAUAGGAAAACACGGUCAAGUGGGGACAAGUCAAGCCGGACAGAGAAAGCUGACAGUCAUAAAAAGAAGCUUCAAGCCAAAUCUAAGUCAGACUGUUGUAAGACAGAUGCACAACCAUCAGAUCCUUCAGAGCCUGAAUUCAUAGAAAAAUUUGGCUUGCCGUAUUCAUUUUUUAGGUGAGAUGCUUGAAACCAUUCUGUACUGAUCAUUUCAAUGAAACAAAUUACGGGUCAAGUACAAUGUCAUGUGGAAAGAAGUGGUAAAAGAAUAUUUAACUUUACAAACUGUGCUUUUCAAUUCGUUUUUGGAUAGAGUUUUGGUUAUUUCUUUGUGAAGUGGUAUCUUUGACCUCUUGUAAAAGCCAAGGUAAAAGGAUUUUAUUAGAAAAAGAAGAUUCUGAAUGAUGAAUAACAGGUAUUUAUGAUUUGAGAUGAAGGAUUUAGAUCAUUUUAGAACCACUUUUGGUCUUAUCUAGCAGAAUGUGUUCUCUGAUUAAGUUGGCCUAUUAUGCCUGCAAUACAUUUUUCUGAGGCCUAUUUGCUUCACAUGGCUCUAGAUCUCAGUGAGUGAUCCUAAUGCUGGUUUUCGUUAUCCAUUGGAGGCACUGUGUCAGUAACCAGUGACGAGUUGCAGAGUGAGAUUUUGAUCCAUUUGAAACUAACAGGCCCCUUUCCUAGACCUGUGAAAUAAAAAAAAGAUUUGUUGGUGAAACAUCACAGAAGGAAAAGGAACCAUGUUGGUUUACACUCCUUCAGCGUGUUUGAUUGGCUCCCUCAUGCUUACCUGUUUAAGCAGGCAUGUGUAAUUACUUGGUUACUCAAGGUGCUUCUAGAGGUAGGUCUGUAGGUCUACAGGUCUUGCAGAGAUUCAAUUUGCAUCAUCAAUUUGAACUGUCAAAAGCAAUGGACAUCUAUACAUACAUAUCUGGCCUUUAUUUUACAUAACUUAGUUGACGAGCAACUUUGCCUUUACGUGCAAGAUUUAUCUGAAGUUUUUACAAUGGUAUCAACUUUCCCUUCACAUCAUUCAACUAAGCCGCCAUGCUUUUACAUUGUACUGUGGAAUACUUCCCAAGUAACCAGCUCAUUGGGUUGGUUACUUGGGCCAGCCUGAGGCUCAAAUAAGUGUGAGCUGGCACAUGAGUGUCAAACAAAAUGCAUCUCAUGCUUCUCUGAGUAAGCAUGGGGGAAGUAAUCCAGUGCACACUUUAAAAUAUUUAGUUCAUUUUCUUUUGAGUUUUGUCUGCAUGUACAUGACAAAAGAAAAUCAUUCUUGUUAAUAUUUUACACUAAUUCUGAAGAAACUUAUUCCAUGCUCCCAACACUGAACUUGCAAGAAAUGAUUCACAAAGUAGGUACUUAAACUUUGUUAAGGAUGGCAGUGUUGACAUUUUAAGAUUUUUGUCAAAUGACUUUCCACAAUCGAUUCUAUACAUUUACAUUUACAACAGAUGUUUUGUUACCCACCAGUAAUACAUCAUGGGGUACACUUCCCUUUUGAGGGCGCUUUUUUACUAAGCAGUGAUGCAUCGUUGGGUGUACAUGCAAUGUGUGCAUAUUUACUAAUGCACAUAUGCAGAAUAUACAUGUACAUGACAGACGUUUGUUGGGUAGGCACUCGGGGCAUGAGAGCUUGUCAUUAUAGGGAAAUGUGUGCCAAACAGCACUUUUCCAAUGCAUUUUUCUGUAUGCACACACGUGCGUGCUUAAUGAACAUGUUUAUGUAACUUUUGGUUAAUGGUAUGCAUCCAGUGACCAACCCAAGGGUAAAUUCAAAUUAGCAGCAUUGUGGAUAUUUAAAGACCCUUUCUAAGUCUCCAACCAUGUAGAAAGGUGGUGUUGGACUAUGUGUUAAUUUUCCUGUCUGGAGUACUCAUUCAGUAGUGAACAACAGAAAGGCUGACUGGUUCCGGCCUCCAUCAGUAUGCAGAGUUACAGUGGAAGUGAAGGGACCAGGAGAAGUCUUUUUACCUUGGCUGGUGUGUAUUGUACAUGGUAUACAAUGUAGUAUAGUAUGGUAUGUGACAACCAGCAAAAUGCAAUGUCUGCUAGAGAAGUUAGCCAAAAGCACAGUUUUGUGAGGUAGUAAUCUACUGGUAAUCAUACAGAAAGUCCACAGUAGCAAGUAAACCUGGGGCGAGAUUUUUUUUAAGAUGGUGCUUGGAUCCGCUGACCUUCUGGAUUCAGAACUGAAAAAAUUUUUUUUUACUUUUAUUUUGAGAAGUCUUCUAUCUGCCGACCAACAAUUUAUCAAUAUAUUUAAAAAAAAGUUUUUUUUUGCUCUGCUGUCUGACCAACGGCGAAGUUCCCAAUUUCAAUUUUUUGAGCUUUGGUCCUCGGCAGCUAGUGCUAGUUGGUGAGGGAUACCUCGUUUUUCUUUUGGUGGGAGGGAGGGUUGUUUUAUUCUUCCCUCCGACUUGAAGACCCUUAUUUGUGUUUCUUGAGACCCCGUCCUCUAAAAUUUUGUCUUAAAAUCCAAGCACCACAAAAGCUCCCCUAAUUGGUCAGUUUUUCUUGGUAAUUCUUGUAGAAGGAAUGUCAGCAUUUUGACGCAUCGUGUGGUACAGUUAUCUUACAAUACUUGAAAUGUAAAAUAUUUGCAAAAGUACUCCUGCAGAAAUCUGACUUCUUUUGCGUAUAAUUGGACUUGACGAGCACUCUUUUGUGGUCCACAUUGAUAUCCUUUCUCUAGUCUAAAGCCUGAGCACCGAGACUCAUGAUUUAGUCUCUGUGGCUGAUUUCCUUCUGUACCAACUGUGGCAUGCCUAGUGUACCCAUGAAAGACCUUGCCUACAACACAGCUCUUGCCUACUAGGAAUAAGUAAGUGUGAUACAUUAAGAAGAUUUGACCACAGCAAGGUAUCAAACCGCAAAAAGCACAGGCAUGAUUAUUGGAAAUUAUCAGCCUUAUAACGAAAUAGCUUUUCAUGCUAAUGCCAUCAUGAUUACUGUUCAUGAGGAAUUUACCAGAAAGUGAAAUCCGCAUUUGCUGUUGACCUAAGAGAGUGUAUUGAAAUCAUAGGCACACUGAGGAGAUAAUCUCAGAUUGUCAAGGGUAUACAAAGUUAGACAAAAACUACAAAUGGCAAUGGCAGAUAUCCUUCACAGUGUACUGGGGGCUGCCAUUUCUGCCCAAACUCGGUGUUUUAUUGUGUACUUUCCAAUAGUCUACAUACUUUUGUGAAAAGGACUUUUUCAUUACAUGCACUGGACUAUAAAAGCAAUAUCCAAAUGGGUUUUGUAUUUUUUAAUAUGUUGAGGAGGUAUGUCGUGUAUUUGGGAAGAAGUUGGAAGAGUGUAUUCUGCCUUCCUGUGUCUUCCAUGCUGUCUUCCCUUCUGAUAAUGAUAUGGUCAAAUCAAUAUAUGGAUAAUUUUAUGAACAAUUGUGCGGUUCUGUACAACUGAAAAUCGUGAAUUUUCAUUCCAACAUAAGAUUUGAAUCUGUUUUCACUUUAAAGGGUAACUUCUGGUGAUUGGUCGCCCUUUCUUACCAAAUCAAACCAGUAAUGAAUGAACCAUCUGUACAUUGCAGGUUACUGAAAUGAUGUAUAAGCUCAAAUGCAUUCUAAGUAGCCAUGUUUGUUCAGCUAUUGUUGAAUAAAUAGACUGAAUAACUUCAAAUGUUUCCCUCCCUCACCAAUCACUGUUUCAUUUAGACAUUUCAGGAAAUAAUGGUAUGUUUUCAUUUCGGGGUUGUGUUGAAGAGAAUUUGUGUCAUUAUGUUUGUAAUUCACAGUACUGUUUGCUCUUUACACGGGAUAUGUACUUGUCAUUUACUGAUGACUAAAAAGGGUUGGAUUUUUACUUGAGUUGGCUUUUAUUCUGUAACUAAAUCUCAGGUUACAGUUUGUGAUGCACCUUUUUAUUCAUUUUUAUGUUCAAACAGCAAAUAUGUGCCUCUGUCUGAUCACGUUUUAAAAUUCAGUUGACUUGAGGUGUAAAUUUAUUUCUUUUUGUGUUGCAUGAGCACCAUGUUUAUACUUGUAAUAUUCCUCAGGUAGUCAGUAGAUGUAUCUUAAUAUGUACUAAAUUUUAUCUUUUGAAUCGAUAUUAUAUGAAGAAAAGUA